AUGACUACACCAGACUCUCAACCAGCUUUGAAAAGUGUCUUGGCCAGUAAACAAGUUAAACACAAGGUUAAGUUGGGGCUUGCAAGAUGGAUCAUUGAUGCACGGAUUCCAUUCAAUGCAAUUCAAUCGCCUUACUUUCAACCUGCCUUGGACGGCGUUGCUGCAAUUGGACCUGGUUUCAAGGGACCGUCGUAUGACGAAAUGAGAGUUCAUUUGCUGGCCGAUCUUAAGAAGGAGUGUCAGUUGCUUGUGGAAGGUUAUAGGAGCUCGUGGAAAAGGACUGGUUGUACACUGAUGGCAGAUGGCUGGACUGAUCAAAGGCAGCGUACGUUAAUUAAUUUUCUAGUUUAUUGUCCUGCUGGUAUGUCAUUUGUUAAGUAUGUUGAUGCUUCUGAUAUGAUAAAAACUGCCGAUACCUUGUUUAAAUUGUUUACUGAGGUUAUUGAGUGGGUUGGGUCUAGUAACAUUGUGCAUGUGGUUACUGAUAAUGCUGCGAAUUAUGUAUCUGCUAGAAAACUCAUUCAUGAAAAGUAUCCAAACAUUUUUUGGUCUCCUUGUGCUGCUCAUUGCAUCAAUCUUAUCUUGAAAGACAUAGCAAGUCUUCCUCAUAUAGCUGACCUUGCCUCUUGUGCUUCAAAAGUGACUGUCUUUGUUUACAAUCAUAUGAUUUUCUUGUCAUGGCUUAGAAAAAGAAAAGAAUGGAAAGAAAUUGUUCGACCAGGAGUAACACGUUUUGCUACUGUAUUCAUUACUUUGAAAAGUAUAUAUGAUCAUAAAGAAGACUUGCAAUCAUUGGUGAUUGACAAAUAUUUCACUUCUCAUAAAUUAUCCAAGAGUAUCAAUGGGAAGAUGGUUAGUUCAAUUAUCUUGGAUAGUAAGUUUUGGGAGGAUUGUUUUACUACUGUUAUGCUUGUUGGUCCUCUAAUUAAGUUAUUGAGGCUUGUUGAUGCUGAUGAGAAACCUUCUCUGGGUAUCGUGUAUGCGGGCAUGCAAAGAGCCAAACUUAAUAUCAAGACAAUGUUUAGAAAUAGAAAAUCUGCAUACACACUUUAUACAAGUAUCUUGAAAAUACGGUGGGAUAAGCAUUUGAAGCGUGACCUCCAUGCAGCAGCAUACUUUUUGAAUCCAGAUUACUUCUAUAGUGAGGGGUUUGUUGAGAAGGCAAAUAUAUUGAGGUCUUUGCUUGAUUUAUUUGAUAUUGAAACUCUUUGCGAUGACUCGGUUGCCGCAAUACAAGAGAUACAGUUGUAUCGAGAUCGAAAAGGAAGUUUUGGAAGGAAAAGUGCAUUGAAAGCAAUUAAGAGACUUGAACCUGAGUUGAUGGUUGAAUUACAUAUUCUGGUAAGUGAAUGGUGGAGGCUACAUGGUGGGAGUGCUCCUAACUUGCAAAAAAUGGCAAUUCGUCUUCUUCAUCAAACAUCUUCAUCAUCCGACUGUGAGAGGAACUGGAGCCUCUUUGAACAAAUCCAUUCAAAGAGGAGGAACCGAUUAGAGCAUCAAAGGCUAAGUGACAUUGUUUAUGUCACUUAUAAUCUACGCCUUCAAUCUAGAAUGCAUCGCAAGAAGAAGAAUUAUGAUCCAAUUGACAUUCAAAGCAUUGACACAGUAGAUUUUUGGGUAAUGCCAGAUGAAGGUGAUCCUGAAUUUACUAAUGGAGACAUCGAAGGCAUUGAAAAUUUAAUUUAUACGGAUAAUGCUAUGCCUUCAUAUCCUACAGAUGGAGGAGAUGUGGAACUUGAUGUGGAUUUCCCUAAUGUUGCUAAUUCUUCAAAUACAGCUUCUUUUGGUGGUACUUCUGAUGAUGGUGGCUUUGGAUUACCUGUUUAUGAUGGAGAUGUUGGAACACUUAAUGAUAAUUAUGAUUUUUGA
Arachis stenosperma is the source of this 1869-nucleotide messenger RNA. RefSeq lists its product as uncharacterized. The coding region runs from base 1 to 1869 and encodes 622 amino acids. Gene Ontology annotation, molecular function: protein dimerization activity. The record is from RefSeq and is a predicted model, not a curated record. Lineage: Eukaryota; Viridiplantae; Streptophyta; Magnoliopsida; Fabales; Fabaceae. The transcript is spliced from 3 exons.